AUCCAUCACCUAUACAACAGCACCUUCGGGUUGCGCGUACCUCAAGCCAUCCGCGGCAAGCAUUCCAACCACCUUCCGAACUCUACAAAGACGGUGCAUCUCAACAUGUUGUCCAUCCGCUCGAGCGUCGACAGCAUUUCGAGCCGUCUCAGCGGCGAGAAACCCCUUCCACGACCAAGCUACUACUGCAACAUGAACCCAGAAGAGCAAUCACUCUGGUCCAUCAUCGGCGAAGAAAAGUACGAAUAUGUACGCGACAAGAAAGGCCGACUACAUCGCCACCGUCUCACCUACGCCGAACGGGCUCAAAAACAGCGUCUGUUCUUCGAAGCUCGUGUUGGCCAUGCCAUCGUCGGCGAUGAAUGGAUGCACAUGAAGCUCCCGGCUCGUCGUCGCUAGUACACAAUGGCCUGUUCUCCGACAACGGCCUGCGACCCCACCACUCGUUCCUAAACGGUUUCCGACAAUGUCAGAACAAUCCAUUAUGCCGCGAGGGCAGUUCGACUUUGGUCUCCUUUGUUAGAGUUUGUGUUUGAGGCUGCGCCUAGACUCGAGGUGGUGCCAGGCCUUCACUAUACCGUUUCCUUUGUUCUACGUUUGUUUUAUCGAGUCGGAACAAUGACCUCUACACCCCGGAAGAUACCCAGCAUAUCGAUGCACCCUGGAGUUUGUUUGUAUCAACAGUGGAAACAGCUACAUUUAUAGAUUUCACACUUUGCA
Molecule: messenger RNA, 720 nt
Organism: Pyrenophora tritici-repentis Pt-1C-BFP
Lineage: Eukaryota; Fungi; Ascomycota; Dothideomycetes; Pleosporales; Pleosporaceae
Source: RefSeq, a predicted model, not a curated record